UUGGUUUAGGGGAGGCAUGAUGCCACCGAGCAGCCCUUUUUAAGAGCCAAGCUGGAAGGGAGAAGGGACCCCUGAGCUGAGAGGAGCUGAGCGGAACUGAGCGACCGGCAGGGAGCCCCAAGCAGCUGUGACAACCAUGAGUGAGCGACAAGGUGCUGGAGCAACCAAUGGAAAAGACAAGACCUCUGGUGAAAAUGAUGGGCAGAAGAAAGUGCAGGAAGAAUUCGACAUUGACAUGGACGCACCAGAGACAGAGCGGGCGGCUGUCGCCAUUCAGUCUCAGUUCAGAAAAUUCCAGAAGAAAAAGGCUGGCUCGCAGUCAUAGGGGGGACGCCCCGCUUCACCACCCGCUGGAAGAGUCCAGAUUUCACCUUCAUCUGUCAACCAACUAAGACACCCUCGAAAGAGCGUGUGCACUACCCCUGACACGCACACACCACCCCCUUCAAUGCAUGUACACACACACACACACAUAAACACACACACACACACACACCUGUGACAUAGACCCCCUAGAGGAAGGUGUAGACACCGCACCUGCGAGUGGCUUCAUCUCUGUGUUGAUCUCCAGAAUCGUUCCUCCCGCAACCAGCCUGUGUUCCUUGAUGUUGUAAUAAAAAGGAAUUGAGAUGCCUGA
Suncus etruscus (white-toothed pygmy shrew) is the source of this 637-nucleotide messenger RNA. RefSeq names its product Purkinje cell protein 4 (gene PCP4). Gene Ontology annotation, cellular component: cytoplasm. The coding region runs from base 137 to 325 and encodes 62 amino acids. The record is from RefSeq and is a predicted model, not a curated record. NCBI's taxonomy places the organism in Eukaryota, Metazoa, Chordata, Mammalia, Eulipotyphla, Soricidae. The transcript is spliced from 3 exons. Gene Ontology annotation, molecular function: calmodulin binding; calcium ion binding.